AUGUCGGACUUCACGCUACCGCUGCCACGCAGAAAACGAGGCGGAAUCCUCAAGAAAGAUGACAACAACACUGUCAUCGGAGUUCCGUUCGAAACUUCAACCGCACCGUCGGCCUCAAGAGCUAGCUUGAACAGAUCAAAACGACGGGUAUCUUUCGCUCCAGAGGCCACAAUGACGACUUUCGAAAACCUCACGCCGCUGAGGAAUUUUGCGUCGAACCAGGAACGCGUUCAUGUGACCCAGUCGUCGUUCGGCGGGUUUUCCAAGCCAGGUUUUGGAGCUGUCGUGGAUUGGAAGGAUGAAAGGGAAAGGGUCAGGGAGGAGAAGGAAGACAAGGCAAAGGCCCUACGACAAACUACAUCAACAACAACCCCAGCACUUUUACGUGACUCAACAACUUCACGUGAUCAGCCUGUUGUUGCUGCCGCUACUGCACGCGAUGCCAACCACCGUCAGUCGCUCAGCACCAUCUUUGGCAACUUCCGGCCGUCACGUGACUCGUUUACCGCGAGCGAGUCGUUUUCCGAGUCACGGGAGUACGAUGCUUCUGUGAAUCUGUCACGUGACUUAUCCAACCCCGCCCACAAGGGUGGCAAUGUGGUGAAAACGAGUUUCAAGGAGCUAUUCCAGCGCGCAAUGAGCAAGUCGCGUGAGAGUGGAGCGCGUGAUUCAUUACUGUUGGGAAUUGCACGUGAUAGGAACUCCAUCUUGGGCCAUGUGGCUACAAACACGCUCGUGGAGGAAGAUGAGUCUGGGGAGGUGGAGAUGGAGCUUACAGAAGUGGCUCUUCGAGACAAGUCGGGAUUGAGAGAAAUUUCUGGGCUGCGAGAAAAUAGUGGAUCACGUGACUCGCCGCCUGUGAACGUCGUCGCUUCUCAUGACACGAGUCUUGCUAGUCCUGUUAAAGCCGAAGAGGACGAUGGGAUGGAUUUCACCAAUGUCCCGAGAGGUGAAAGGACCACUUCAGAAGAGAAUCGCGACUCGUUUGGGUCACGUGGCUCAAAUUCGCGCGAUUCCGGUGAGAUGGAUUUUACCAAUUUGACCCUUGCGCGCGAUAUUGCUGAGGCUAGGGCUGCUGACCAAAGCGGUAUGAAUUUCACCAAUGUCCGAAGACUAGACGACUCGGUGAUGCGGACACGAGCGUUGAGUCGAAUUUCCGAACAUGAUUCAGACGGUAUGGAAUACGCGUCUGCUUCCAUUCCUUCGGUGGCUCGAAUUGUGUCUGAGGAGGUUCUCGUUCGAUCUGGAUUGUCUCCUGGAGGCAGUCCCAGGGUGAGGGAGAUAGGAAACGAGUCCAUGGACUUUACCAAUGUUCCCAGGUCAUCCAUGGCAAGGGAAUCUCCAGGUAUGGACUUUACCAACGGUCCUAGAACGUCACAGGUUGCGGACAACUUUGACAUGGACUUCACCAAUGUUCCUGGGGGUGGAAGAACCCAUGAUAGUGCUCAGUUUGCCAUCCCGGCUACUCCUGCGCCUGUUCGUGUUAGAGCGGAUAUCCCGGAUGAUAAUGGUGACAUGUCUUUCACCAAUGUUCCCCGACGAGGAAGCAUUUAUACUGCCGAUACUCCUCGAGGAAUCAAACGACGUCGAGUUGAUGAUGGGGCGGACAUGGAAUUUACCGAGGUGGCUGGAAUUACCGCUGACUCUUCUGCCAUGGAUUUCACAGUCCCAGUGACUAGACCUGAUGACACCUCGGCCAUGGACUUUACUGUCCCUGCAAUGCCUGUAUCAGCAGAAGCAGCCGCUCCAACCACCAACGCCGACACUUCGGUGAUGGACUUUACGGGUCCUGUUGACAUGCCUGUUCCCGCCACCAAUACCGAAGACGCCUCUAUGGAGUUCACUAAACCUGUGGAACCUGUUUCUGGUCCUGUUGUCGAGACCUCGGCCAUGGAAUUUACUGUUCCUGAUACUCCUACAAUUCCAGAUACAUCAGCUAUGGACUUUACACGUCCUGUUGAUAUUCUUGAUGAUGGUCAAGUUGAGAUGUCAUUUACUCGACCUGUGGAGGUACCCAAUGAGCAAGACGAUGGGGAAAUGUCUUUCACUCAUCCGGUUGACGCUCCUCAAGAAGAGGAAGUGGACAUGUCCUUUACUAGACCCGUUGAAGUUCCUGCCCAGGAUGACAACAUGUCUUUCACCAACACAAACAUCACCAACGUCACUAAUAUGACUCGUUCUACAGCUACUGGCACCGGUAUGGAUUUCACUCGUCCUGUUCCUGGUGGCAUUGAGGUAGGUGACAUCGAAGUAGGAGAGACUGAACCUUCUGAUGAAGGUCAAAAAUCACCUAAAUCAAAACUGACACGUGACAGAAGAGUCUCACGUGACGACCACACUGACUACGAGUUCACCACGUUUGGACAGCAACUGGACUCGUCGACACGAUUGUUGUCUCAGAUGCGCAAUGAUGAUAUGGAGAAGUCCCUGGAGGAGCCUCUCGAGGAGCCCCCGAGAGAUGAUCACGUGCCUGACCAUCAUGGUCGUGUGGCUCACGUGAUCAUCCCUCUCGCCGACGACGUUUCUACUCCGGAGUAUCGUAACCGACCACUCAGUGCCAUUGCUGAAACCACAGAACGAGAGGACUCCGCUGGAGGAGGAGAUCACGAAGGCAUGUUCCAUCAUCCAGUCAAACAGGGCGUCACGGUGGCUACAAAUAGUGGCACUUUUGGUACUCAAUUCUCAACUCCCUUCUCCACGCCUGCCACUACCAAAUUGUCUACGCCUGGAAAGCGACCGUUCUCGGAGCUGUCGCGUGAUGAGACCCCCGAGCGGUCACUUGAGGACGGCGAUGACGGCGGUAUGGAUCUCACCGCCCCCAUGUCUCUCAGACACCGGUUUGAGCUUCUGUCAACUCCUCGAAAAGUCAAGGUCAAGCGAGGUGGAGCAGAAUUCGGGUCCAGGAUUGGUAAUUCUGUGUCGCGUGACCACAAGAGCGUUCUGUCUCGAGUUGGCGACCUUGGAUCCCCUGCUGUCCCCUCUGACUCUCUCACCAUGACCAGGUUCCUUCAGAUGAUCGACAUGCAGUUCAUGGACGACUUUCUGCUGCCUGGUAAACGCCAGCCCAACCCCGAUGUCUCAAAGUGCUCUCUCGCACAGUAUCUUGUCAAUUCGUACCUGCAUCCUCAUGUCCAGCUCUACUCCUGGGCUGUUGAGCAUCUGCGCAAGGAUAUUGAGGUUCGAAGUGCCAAUUUUGCCCAACUUGAUCAGGAGACGUUGAACGACGUGCCACCUAUAUUUGUGGACUACACCAGUGCCGAUUCGGGCGUCAAGCUGCUACUGAACAAGCAGUUUGCUCUCGACAAGCAGUAUUACCGAGUGGAGGCACGAAAGUCGUGGUACGAGUGGCGCAAGAGCAUCUCCAUCGACUUGUAUAAACGCCUGGCGACAAACCGAGAUCUUCUGCGUUCCGAUCUGAAAGUUAUUGAUCAAGAGAGUGAGACUGUUUCGACUGAGGUGGCUGAUCUCAAACAGUCGUUGGACGUGUCCAAUUCCCAGCUCACCCAGCUCAAGAACCUCAGCACCGACGUGGAGCUCAAACGACAGGUGUGCUCGGAGCUGCAACUAGUCCAGCAGCAACUCAUGCCUCUAGUUGAUAAGCUGGAACAGGUCAACUUGACGGUGGUUGAACUGGAGUCUGAGGUGGCCAAGGAGGUCCAGAAACAGGACGAGAUUAAGACGCAGUUGAUGGAACAGCAGAAACGACUGCUGGAUAACCGACACAUUGAUUUCCGAGAGAUUGAGCAGCUCCAGGAACAGCUCAAGAAGACCGAACAGAAGAAGGGUCUCAAACUCGCCAGAUUCGAACCCAACGGAGACGCAGUGUUCGAGUCCCGAGAUCUGUGCAUGACUGUGUCACGUAACUCGAAUCUCGUGGUCGCCAUUUCCGCUAAGUCGUCACUUUCUGACGACAAGCGAGAUGCGGUCAAGCUGUUGCCUCUGGGACAAGAGACCAUUGCGGGGAUCACAAAGACGUGGAGCCACGUGACCCAAUUCUUUGAUGCACUGUCGGAAAUCAAACUGGCGUUUAAUUCGCGAUACCAUGUGACUUCUGACGGUCACUUUGAGCUUUUCAUCAAAUUGUUGACUCACAAAGGUCAGAGUCGAACUGAUGUCAAUGUGCGAUUCCCCUUCUCGGAGAUCCGCUCUUAUCCUAACAUGCCAGGGUGUCAUGUGACCAGCAAGUGUGUAUAUGGAGUGAAUUCUGGCGUUUCGUUUACGACUUUUGAUGCCUGUUUGGAGGUUCUGUUGAGUGUGCGGUAG
Molecule: messenger RNA, 4263 nt
Organism: Yarrowia lipolytica CLIB122
Lineage: Eukaryota; Fungi; Ascomycota; Dipodascomycetes; Dipodascales
Biological process (GO): mitotic sister chromatid biorientation; protein localization to kinetochore; mitotic spindle assembly checkpoint signaling
Cellular component (GO): kinetochore
Source: RefSeq, a predicted model, not a curated record